Molecule: messenger RNA, 3002 nt
Organism: Gopherus flavomarginatus (Mexican gopher tortoise)
Lineage: Eukaryota; Metazoa; Chordata; Testudines; Testudinidae
Gene: SERPIND1
Product: serpin family D member 1
Exons: 5
Coding region: 579-2063 (494 amino acids)
Biological process (GO): blood coagulation; negative regulation of endopeptidase activity
Molecular function (GO): serine-type endopeptidase inhibitor activity
Source: RefSeq, a predicted model, not a curated record
ACACACAUUCCCACAAAAAAUAGUCCCUGCCUCAGGGAACUUACAAUCUAAGAAGAGACAAGACCAACAGGUGGAUACAACAAACAGAUAGGGAGAAGAAAGUCACCAUGAAAAUUAUGACCAGUGUAAUGAACAGCAGUCACUUUUGAGUGACUGACUUUGAAACCUUAAUCAUAUUAUUUUAACUUUGUUUUGUGUGUGUCAUAUGUAUAUAUACAGUGCACAGCUAUAGAAAGAACUACCUAGUUACAUCAUUCAAAAGUAUACACAUUCUUGCACACAAUUUUUGAGGAAAAUCUUUCACAUCCUGCAAGCCCACGGACACAGAGCAAAAGCAAGGAAGCACUCCAAAAAACCAUAAAAACCUCAACAAAUCACUUGGCAGAGACUACUAAGCAAGUAGAGGGGUUUUGGCUGACAAGGCAAAUUGAGCAGUGUUUGAUUUAGAGCCUGUUUACUUUGGGAGAUAUACAAUUUACUAGCAUCAAAGUUCAGAUUUAAACUCAGCAAUUCGCUUUAUUCUAGCUAUUCAACGUAUUCCUCUCUACACAGUGGCUUGGAGCUUCUGACCUGUCACAAUGAAGCUCCUAUUUCAUUUGUUUGUUCUCUCUUUCAUCAUAACAUCUGCAUUUUGUGGGAUCAAAGACUUUAAUAAGCACUUUGAAAGUGUUAAUCAAGCUAUAAAUCCCCAUGCGCCCCAUGAAAAUGAAACCCAGGAUAUGCCUAAUUUUCCACCAGAGUUCCACAAGGAAAAUACUAUAACCAAUGACUUGAUUGCUGAGGAAGAAGAAGAGGAAGACUAUCUAGACUGGGAAAAGAUACUUGAGGAGGAUUAUUAUGGUGACAUAAUUGAUGCUUCUCCAUAUCCCUAUAUGGUUGCUGAAAUUCCCCAAGGAAAUAUUCUUGAGCUAUUCCAUGGUAAAACCAGAAUCCAGCGUCUCAACAUCCUCAAUGCAAACUUUGGCUUCAACCUUUAUCGGAGUCUGAACGACAGAGCCAAUUCUUCAGAUAACAUUCUAAUGGCUCCUGUUGGUAUUUCCACUGCAAUGGCUAUGAUUUCAUUAGGGCUGAAGGGACAAACACACCAGGAAGUAUUCUCAGUUCUAGGCUUCAGAGAUUUCAUUAACGCCAGCUCCAAGUAUGAGAUUACGACAAUUCACAACCUCUUCCGUAAACUAACUCACCGGCUCUUCAGACGCAAUUUUGGUUACACACUGCGAUCGGUGAAUGAUCUUUAUAUUCGGAAGCAAUUUUCUAUUAUGGAUGAUUUCAGAAACAACAUGAAAAAUUAUUACUUUGCUGAGGCUCAAUCAUCUGACUUCUCAGAUCCUGCCUUCAUCACUAAAACCAACGAGCGCAUCCUGAAACUGACCAAAGGAUUAAUAAAAGAAGCUCUGGUGAACAUCAACCCCACAACACUGAUGAUGAUUCUCAACUGUAUUUACUUUAAAGGAACUUGGGAAAACAAGUUUCCAGUGGAAAUGACAAACAAACGGACCUUCCGACUGAAUGAGAAAGAAACAAUAAAGGUUCCUAUGAUGCAGACCAAAGGAAACUUCCUGGCUGCUGCAGACCAUGAGCUAGACUGUGGUGUGCUCCAGCUGCCAUACGUGGGGAACAUCAGCAUGCUGAUUGUGCUUCCAAACAAACUAUCUGGCAUGAAAACACUGGAGAAGCGACUGACUCCUCAGGUGGUGGAGAAAUGGCAAAAUAGCAUGACAAACAGAACAAGAGAGGUAGUUCUGCCUAAAUUUAAGCUGGAGAAGAGCUAUGACCUGACUGAUUAUCUGAAAUCCAUGGGAAUAGAAAUACUGUUUGACAACAAUGGCGACUAUUCUGGAAUAUCAGAUGAGAAAGUCAUCAUUGAUAUGUUCAAUCAUCAAGGCACGAUUACUGUGAACGAGGAAGGCACAGAGGCUGCAGCUGUGACCACGGUAGGGUUCAUGCCCCUUUCCACCCAGAUUCGUUUCGUCGUUGACCGCCCCUUUCUGUUUCUCAUCUACGAGCAUCGCACCAACUGCCUGCUGUUCAUGGGCAGAGUCGCCAACCCCAGCAAGUUUUAAAAACAGAGGAGUGCUCUCAUAUCCAGGUUGUAUGAUUACAUUUUAGUACAGCUAUUUUUGAAAGGAAGUUUUUAAUUGUCACAUUAGUCAGAGGUUACUGUCAUUACACAUGACUCACCAUUUAUCAGUGGAAAAUGCAAUAUAUACAAGACUAUUCAUGUAUAUACACAUCAAUAUAUAUAAGAAUGGACUCACAGGAGUAGAUGAUUUGACUGCAAUUUAUAAAGAUUAAUGCCAGGCACUGAUACAUCUAUAUUAAAAUCUCGUAAAGAAACCUACAUGGUGUUAUAUUCAAUGUAUUGAACUUCACCAGCAAAUAAAACAUUAGACCAGGAUUUUUAAAAGCGGCUGUCAACAGUUAAAUUUCUUAAAUCUGUAUUUAAACACUUACAAACAGGCAAGCCUAAGAAAGUUCUGAACACCUUGCAGUUCUGGUACCUAAAUAUAGAAUGAGAGAUCUAACUUUAGGUACCCAUUUUGAAAAUCUUGCCCUCAGAGCCUGAUUCUGCCCUCUGAUAUCUCAAAUUCAGCCUAGAGGAAACUGGCACAAUUCCCAGGGAAGUCCCAGUCGAACCCAACAGCAAUCUAAAUGGAGGUAUAAAUAGUGAAGUAGAGAAACUUGUACUGAUUUCACAUUCAACAGGUUUAUAAAACAUGAAACUUACAAACCAAUGAAGCAGAACAGAGGGACUGUAGGAAAAGUAAGGUACCAUUAGGUCUGGUUUUGAUUUCAUACCAGUUCUACAUUGGCAUGGCACCAAUGAUUUCAAUACAGUUACGCCUGAUUUCCAGUGUGAAGUCAGAGUCAGGCCAAAUGGGUAAUUUAUACCACUGUAAACUGUCACCAAAUUUAGCCAAUUGUGUAUAGACACAUCUGUGGGGGGCAUAAGGUCCAUAACACAGCUUAUAUACAAAAAGGCUUUGAUAUAAAUUAAGUAG